AUGCUUCUCAGUGGGGUACAAUCAUCAAGUAUCAAUGAUACUCAAUGUGGUUCACAUAUAGGACUCACCGAAAGUAUGAGCUCUCAGUGGGGACAAUCAUCAAGUAUCAAUGAUACUCAAUGUGGUUCACAUAUAGGACUCACCGAAAGUAUGAGCUCUCAGUGGGGACAAUCAUCAAGUAUCAAUGAUACUCAAUUUGUUAGUAGAAAUAAAAUGUGGCAAAAAUCAAAACCUGAAACUAUCGUCAUAGAAGACGAACAAGAAUUGGAUUUUCAUCCAAUCGAUUUAACGACAGAUGAAUUCUUUGUUACUUUGAACGAAAAAACUCAAAAUCAGUCUACAUUAACUAAAAUUAAAAUGGAAGUCAUUUAUAAUGAUGUGAAUAAAGCAAUCUACAAAUAUGGCAAACCGGAACUUAAACCAUAUGAGAAACUUAUACCAUAUGAGGCCAUGUUUGUAGAUGGCGACUCGGUUUUUAAUUUAAAAAACAUCGACAUAGUCGACGAAAAAGAAGACUAUGAAGACGAUUAUGAUGAAGAUGAUGAUUAUGAUUAUUACGAUUAUGAUGAAGAUGAUGAUUAUGAUGAUUAUGAUUAUGAAAAUGAUUAUUAUGAAAACGAUUACAAUGAAGUCGAUGAAAUAGAUAAUGAAAUGGCUGUUGAAUAUGAUAAUGAUGAAGAUAAUGGCGGUGAUAAAGAACCUAUGGAAAUAGACAAUUGA
Molecule: messenger RNA, 720 nt
Organism: Hydra vulgaris (swiftwater hydra)
Lineage: Eukaryota; Metazoa; Cnidaria; Hydrozoa; Anthoathecata; Hydridae
Source: RefSeq, a predicted model, not a curated record